Molecule: messenger RNA, 823 nt
Organism: Homo sapiens (human)
Lineage: Eukaryota; Metazoa; Chordata; Mammalia; Primates; Hominidae
Gene: GH1
Product: growth hormone 1
Exons: 5
Coding region: 64-717 (217 amino acids)
Cellular component (GO): cytoplasm; endomembrane system; extracellular region
Molecular function (GO): hormone activity; growth hormone receptor binding
Source: RefSeq, marked reviewed
AAGGAUCCCAAGGCCCAACUCCCCGAACCACUCAGGGUCCUGUGGACAGCUCACCUAGCUGCAAUGGCUACAGGCUCCCGGACGUCCCUGCUCCUGGCUUUUGGCCUGCUCUGCCUGCCCUGGCUUCAAGAGGGCAGUGCCUUCCCAACCAUUCCCUUAUCCAGGCUUUUUGACAACGCUAUGCUCCGCGCCCAUCGUCUGCACCAGCUGGCCUUUGACACCUACCAGGAGUUUGAAGAAGCCUAUAUCCCAAAGGAACAGAAGUAUUCAUUCCUGCAGAACCCCCAGACCUCCCUCUGUUUCUCAGAGUCUAUUCCGACACCCUCCAACAGGGAGGAAACACAACAGAAAUCCAACCUAGAGCUGCUCCGCAUCUCCCUGCUGCUCAUCCAGUCGUGGCUGGAGCCCGUGCAGUUCCUCAGGAGUGUCUUCGCCAACAGCCUGGUGUACGGCGCCUCUGACAGCAACGUCUAUGACCUCCUAAAGGACCUAGAGGAAGGCAUCCAAACGCUGAUGGGGAGGCUGGAAGAUGGCAGCCCCCGGACUGGGCAGAUCUUCAAGCAGACCUACAGCAAGUUCGACACAAACUCACACAACGAUGACGCACUACUCAAGAACUACGGGCUGCUCUACUGCUUCAGGAAGGACAUGGACAAGGUCGAGACAUUCCUGCGCAUCGUGCAGUGCCGCUCUGUGGAGGGCAGCUGUGGCUUCUAGCUGCCCGGGUGGCAUCCCUGUGACCCCUCCCCAGUGCCUCUCCUGGCCCUGGAAGUUGCCACUCCAGUGCCCACCAGCCUUGUCCUAAUAAAAUUAAGUUGCAUCA